Corylus avellana is the source of this 2011-nucleotide messenger RNA. It is a transcript of the gene RUS4, whose product is annotated as root UVB sensitive protein (Protein of unknown function, DUF647). NCBI's taxonomy places the organism in Eukaryota, Viridiplantae, Streptophyta, Magnoliopsida, Fagales, Betulaceae. The record is from RefSeq and is a predicted model, not a curated record.
CAGGGCGUGUAGUACGCGAAGUGGGUGGUAAGCUCUAAAACCCUAAACCCUAAAACCAUCCCAAAGAAAAAGAAAAAAAAAAAAAAGGCCGAAUUUUGGCGGGAAAAUUUCCCAAAUUCCAAAUCCGAAUUUCACGCCCUUAAUUCUCAUGCAAACCAAUUCGUACACAGCACCCAAUUCCCAGCACCUUCCGAUUCGAUGGAAAUCUACGGGACCCCAUUUCGCGACCCGGAAAGUGGCGCCCAAUAAACUCAAGAACCGUUUCAAAACCCUAACUUUCACCGAUUCCCUGAGAACCUCGCUCGACUACGAACCCGAGGAAGGCAUCGAUAAAGGAUUCAGACCCGGACUCAGACCCACCUCCCAGGGUCGCCUCCCCGUGGUGAUUCGUAGGUCUGGUAGGGUUUCUAGGUACUUCUGGGAUGGGAAUUGUUUGCAAUUGGUUCGUGUGGACGGCCGUGCGUCGUUUUUUUCGUCCGAUUUUGAUGAUGGGUUUCGGAAAUUAUUUAAAAUUCUUGGUUCAGCUGUCAGGGAUUUCUUUAUCCCAAAGCAAGUUAAUGGGAAUUACAUGUAUUACGUGAAAUGGAAGUUUUUGCACCGGGUUUUUAGCUCUGCGCUCCAGGUGCUUGCCACUCAGGCAAUGUUCCGCGCUAUAGGAAUCGGGUACUCUCAUUCGCUUCCAUCUGCUGCAGCCCUUAACUGGGUCUUGAAAGAUGGACUUGGACGGCUUAGUAGGUGCAUCUACACUGCUGGCUUUGCAUCUGCUUUUGAUACCAAUUUGAAGAGAGUUAGGUUCUCGACAUCUGUUAUGUUCAGUUUGAGCAUUGGAGUGGAGUUGCUGACUCCUGCAUUUCCUCAGUACUUCUUGCUUCUUGCAUCUGUUGCUAACAUUGCCAAACAAAUAAGCCUGGCAUCCUACUUAGCCACCAAUACAACUGUUCAUCGAAGCUUUGCUAUAGCCGAUAACCUUGGUGAAGUUUCUGCAAAGGCACAGAUCCAAACAGUGUGCUUUGAUAACCUUGGCCUAUUGCUUGCUGCACUUCUGAAUAUGCUGCUGAAGAACAAUCAAAGAUUGUAUGCAGGUUUACCUUUUAUCAUAUACCCUAUUUUCUCAGCAGUUGAUCUUUUCGGAAUAUAUCAGGGGCUUAAACACGUCCAUCUGCAGACACUAACUAAGGAUAGACUUGAGAUUAUACUAAAUACGUGGAUCGAGUCAGGAUACGUCCCUUCACCUGCAGAAGUAAGUAAAGAGGAGGGAGUUGAUUUCCUGUGGAGCAAAGGCCAAGAGUUAUGGCCCAUCAGAAUAGGGUGUAUAAAUCUCAAGGCUCAGAUGCCCAAGUUGUCGAUGAUGGCAAUGCAACAUACAAGUGGUGACGAUUAUUACUUUGUAUGCAUGGAGAUCUUCCACAAAGGCGUGAAAAGAACUAAGCAACAAGGUAUACUUCUUUCUAUACGGGAAGGCGCCAGGACGGCAGAUAUUAUCAUGGGUUUGUUGCAGGCGUGCUACAUCCGAAAGGCCCUCCUUGUGAGGAGGAGUUGGUGGGAGAAGAACAUUGUUGGGGGUAAUGAUUCAUUCAAUUCUGUUUUUAAUGAAUGGUUUCAAGUGAUGGAGGAUAGCAAGCAAUGUGCUCAAAGGGAUUUGAGUGUGUUGAAUGAACAACUGUUGGGACUGGGUUGGGCCACUAAAAACAUUUUGUUAAGCACACAGGAGCAGGCUCGGUACAGUUUUGUAGAUGACUGAAGAUUUUAGAUUUUUUUUUUUUUCUCUUUAUGAUUGGCGGCUUCUCCUUCAUUGGAGAGUUUUGGGGAUGGUUCUUAAUUUAAAAGGUAACAAUUUCAUUUUAGCCAAUGAGAUAGCUCUACCUCAAAUUGACACCUUUUCAUUUCAAAGAAUAAGGUGGAGGGGGUGGUCAUUGGUUCCAAGUUCAGAGUGUAUGAUUAAUUUACUGAUACAAGGAAACAUUCUGUUUAUAUUUGCAGUUUUCAUCUUGGGAAAAAUACAUUUUACUUC